GGGAGAUCGCCAAAGCUAAGAAAAUCUAUGUAAAAUUGAAUACAUAUCCACUGAAUAGCAACGAAUGAUCUAUUCUACCCUUCGUCCGUGACAUAAACAAGAUUUGUCCAAAUAGGUUCAGAUGCUUACUUAACCAAAUUUGAUUGGAAGAUUUUGUGGUGAAAAGCUUUAAAGUUUAAGUAUAAUUUAUAAUUACGAAUAAUGAGGUUGACAAGAACUUUAUUUUCGAAAAUGGGUGAAUGGUCUAAAAAAUAUGCGAAUUUACCGGAACGGUAUAUAAACCGUAUUAUGGAAAAGGUGUAUUGGAAACCACCUCCUGGGAAACCACAGUAUCUUCCACGGAAAAUAGUGGCUACCAAAAAGUUUCAUUUUAGCAUUCAUAGACCAUGGUCCACGAUAUUUCAGCUAGAUAAUUUUAGUAGACAUCGCAGGGAAUUUGUUCCGGUCGAACCCAUCAAGAAUUGGAGUUUUUUUCGCGGAGAUCGUGUGGAAGUGUUGGUUGGUCCUGAUAAAGGUAAACAAGGAAUCGUGAAAGAUAUAAUUCAAGAAAGAAAUUGGAUUAUUGUUCAAGGAUUGAAUGCAAAGAAAGUAGUAUAUGGAAAAACCAAGGAUUUCCCUGGUAUUUGCAUGCUUGUAGAGCAACCAUUAUUAGUUACAUCACAAGUUCAUCUAGUGGAUCCUUAUGAUUUAAAGGGAACUCCCAUAGAAUGGAGAUAUACAGAAGAAGGCAAAAAAGUAAGAGUAUCGUCUAGAACCGGUAGAAUUAUUCCGAUUCCUGUAUCAAGCGAAGAAACUAUAGAUUAUAAAUCUCCCGAGUUGUAUGUCGAACAGGCAAAAGAUACCACCGCUGACUCCGUAACGGAAGUAACGUUCGAGGCUGAAUUGAAAACAUUCGAAAUGGACAUUAUGGACAGGAUGGGUAUUAAGGAAGAUCGUGUACCAAAGAAAUAUUACUGGUACUAGUUGUGGUAAAUGUAUUCGCAAAGCAGUCUGUUUUUAAAUAAAUAUAUUUUACGUUA
Messenger RNA from Megachile rotundata (alfalfa leafcutting bee), 1019 nucleotides. RefSeq names its product mitochondrial ribosomal protein L24 (gene mRpL24). Gene Ontology annotation, biological process: translation. Lineage: Eukaryota; Metazoa; Arthropoda; Insecta; Hymenoptera; Megachilidae. Gene Ontology annotation, molecular function: RNA binding; structural constituent of ribosome. The record is from RefSeq and is a predicted model, not a curated record. Gene Ontology annotation, cellular component: ribosome.